Racocetra persica is the source of this 551-nucleotide messenger RNA. Lineage: Eukaryota; Fungi; Glomeromycota; Glomeromycetes; Diversisporales; Gigasporaceae. The record is from the annotation of a GenBank genome assembly.
AUGGGAACCCAAACUGAUAUAAAAAGAGGGGAAAUAGAAAAAAUGGAGCAAUCUAUUUUUAAAUACCAAGAACAAAUUACCCAGGAGCAAAAUAAAGUCCAACAAAAAGAAACUGAAUUAGCCAGUUUGGAGAAAGAAAUAAAAGAACUGACUGACAAACAAAAAAAGGAUGAGAGAACUAUCCAAGAAUUACAGUCCAAACUCCCUAAUGAGGUUGAAAAGAAAUUAGCCUCUUAUUUCAAUUUGUCUGUUCCUGAAUUGUUAAAAAAAGAUGAUGAAUUGCUAAUGGCACUAAUAACACAAUUAAAAAGAGACCAAAUAACUCAACAAGAAUUACAGGAGGAAUUAACUAAACUCCAAACUACUAAAACCGAGGAGGAAAAUAAGGCUGCUAAAUUAGAAAAAGAAAUAAUAGUUGAGAAAUUAUUACCGGAGGCUUUUGCUAAUUGGUUAGAGUAUAUGAGAAAAGAGGAAAAGAGAGUAGGAAUAUUAUUUCCGGCAAUGGUGAAGUUUGCUUUUUCUCCUCAUAUGAGCGAAUAUGUUGAUUAUGG